AUGCCUCAAUAUUUUGCCAUCAUUGGUAAGAAGGACAAUCCCGUCUAUGAAAUCGAGUUUACCAGCCCACAAAAUCUCCAGGGCUUCCCGCAGGAUUUGAAAGAAUUAAAUCCAUUUAUAUUGCACGCAUCACUGGAUAUCGUUGAAGACUUACAAUGGCAGCUCAACCCGACAUCCCAAUUAAAUGGCGGUGGAAAUGGCGGCAAUGGAUCCAAUAGUGGUGGUGGGUUCCUUCGAUCUAGGACCGUAAACAAUACCGAUAAUUGCUACUUGGGGAAAGUAGAUCACUUUUAUGGACUAGCCAUAACGGCCUAUAUCAGUUAUGGUGGCAUGAAAUUUGUAAUGAUUCAUGGGAACUCAGCUAACAGUAAUGUGGUGAUUGACGAUAAUAACAUAAAGUCUUUUUAUCAAGAGGUUCACGAACUAUACCUUAAGACACUGAUGAACCCGUUUUAUAAGAUCACUGACCCUAUUACGAGCCCGGCAUUCGAUUCCAGGGUACGGACGUUGGCACGUAAGCACCUUUCUAAAUGA
This is a messenger RNA of Saccharomyces kudriavzevii IFO 1802, 534 nucleotides long. It is a transcript of the gene TRS20, whose product is annotated as TRAPP subunit TRS20. Bases 1 to 534 code for a protein of 177 amino acids. Gene Ontology annotation, biological process: endoplasmic reticulum to Golgi vesicle-mediated transport. NCBI's taxonomy places the organism in Eukaryota, Fungi, Ascomycota, Saccharomycetes, Saccharomycetales, Saccharomycetaceae. Gene Ontology annotation, cellular component: nucleus; cytoplasm; TRAPP complex. The transcript has a single exon. The record is from RefSeq and is a predicted model, not a curated record.